Anthostomella pinea is the source of this 462-nucleotide messenger RNA. NCBI's taxonomy places the organism in Eukaryota, Fungi, Ascomycota, Sordariomycetes, Xylariales, Xylariaceae. The record is from the annotation of a GenBank genome assembly.
AUGGCGACCAAUCCCUUAGAAUCCAGCAGCUGGGCGAAUAUGCCUCCCUCGACUGCUUCGUUCUGCUCAAUCCUCAUUCGCAACGUCAUACAGAAGGGUCCUCAAGUUACAGGGCGAUUAUCACAGCACGAACCAAACCUUAUGCGACCAGCUGGACGCGACUUCUGCAAGCUCCCCUGGGAGUUCGUGGAGCAGUUCGCCCAUAAAUGCCAAGGGCCACCAGUUUCUGGAACGGGAGCCCAUCAUCCUUACGGGGAUAGACUCAGUACAGGAGAUUUCGAAUUCGUGGUAGUCAUUGUGUGGAUCCUCGCAAUCAUGGUUAUAAGAGCUGUCAUUGACUUCGUCGACGGAGAGCAUUUCGACGAGGAGGAGGGCGAGGAGCAGACACGCCCAGAGUCUUUUUCCCUUAGCCGGACAAGAGAAGCUAUUUAUUGGGAGCUGCGCGCACGCAUUGACGGUUGA